Messenger RNA from Lodderomyces parapsilosis, 1524 nucleotides. Its product is annotated as cytochrome P450. The record is from RefSeq and is a predicted model, not a curated record. Gene Ontology annotation, molecular function: heme binding; iron ion binding; oxidoreductase activity, acting on paired donors, with incorporation or reduction of molecular oxygen, reduced flavin or flavoprotein as one donor, and incorporation of one atom of oxygen. The transcript has a single exon. The coding region runs from base 1 to 1524 and encodes 507 amino acids. Lineage: Eukaryota; Fungi; Ascomycota; Pichiomycetes; Serinales; Debaryomycetaceae.
AUGAACUAUAUUCUAUACCUGGCAUUGGCUGCCAUCUACAUCAUUUACAGAGUAAUUGAUCAUGUGCAGGUAACGAGAAAGGCACAAAAGUACGGAUGCAAACCAGUUGCACAGGUCCCUAAGAGAACUUUAUUAAGUUGGCUAGGUUUACAACUCAUUUUGAAUCUCAAACGUAAUCAUGAACGCGGACGGGCUCAUGAGGCUUUAGAUGAGGCUUUCGAUAGGUUAAAGACAACGACAUUUGCAACCUAUGUUGGAAUAGAACCCAAUGUAUUCACCGUUGAACCGGAAAAUUUUCGUCACAUGGUCUCAUCAUCUCACACAUCUGAAUUCAAUUUGGGUGUCCGAUUAGAUGUGUUUUCAAUACUUUUGGGUGAUGGAAUAUUUUCAAGUGAGGGCACCAGCUGGAAACAUUCACGAAUCAUGCUUAGACCUUUUUUUGCUAGAGAAAAUAUCAAACAAAUUCAGUCAAUGGAACCGUUCACUCAGAGCAUCAUUAAGGCAAUCAAACAAGCUCCUGGAAUGACAAUUGAUAUGCAAGAAAUUUUUCAGGAUUUCACCAUGGAUUAUACAACUCAUUUCUUACUUGGUGAAAGUUGUGGUUGUUUGAAGACAUAUCUCGGAGAGCCAACGAGUGACUCCAUAUCAACCGAAGUUAAAUCAAGUUUUGCUGAAACGUUUGACAAGGGAGCUGAAUAUAUGUUGCAAAAAUUGGUAAUGGGCAGAUACCAUUUCCUCUAUCGACCAAAGCAAUUGUACGUCGAUGUUAAGAAUCAGCAUGCCUUUGUUGACUACUAUGUGCAGAAAGCAUUAAGAAUGAACCAACAAGAUUUGAAAGAUUCCUCCAAUGAUGGUACACUUUUCUUGUAUGAUUUGGCUCAGCAGACCAAAGAUCCAAAGGUUCUUCGUGAUGAAAUAUUGAGUAUUAUUGUUGCUGGGAGAAGUACAACUAGUGCACUAAUGACUUUUCUUUUCCUUGAGUUGGGUCGUCAUCAGGAUGUAUUUGAAAGAUUAAAGGGGAUAGUAAGAGCUCAUUUUCCUGAUAUUGAAUCGAUCACUUUUGAAUCAAUUCAACAAUGUGAAUACUUGCGUUGGUGUUUGAACGAAACUUUAAGGCAUGACCCACCGGUUCCAUUUAAUUCAAGAACAGUUACUCAAGACACAAUCUUGCCGAAAGGUGGUGGUCAAGAUAACGAAUCCCCAAUAUUUGUUAGAAAAGGAACUAAAAUUGUCUACCCAUUAUGGACAGCACAUCGAAUGGAGAAAUACUUUGGGAAAGAUCCUUAUACUUUCAACCCCGACAGAUGGAGCAGCUUGCCUGCUAAUGGAGGGUUUGCUUUCAUGCCAUUUGGAGCGGGACCUCGUAAUUGUUUGGGACAACAAUUGGCAUUACUUGAGACUAGUUAUGUUACAAUUAGGUUGUUGCAAACUUUCAAUUCAUUGAAGGCGGACUCUGGAGAAGUUAGAAAAAAAUCUACGGCAACAAUGGUUUUGAUGGAUGGUUGUAAGUUGACUUUUGGGUAG